UAUAUAGAAUCACUACAAGUCUCUAGGUCAGUGGUUAACGCUAAUCUCCGAUUUGUGAAUAAUACUUCUUAUAUGAAAAAUAAUCAAAAUGUUUGUUCUUAAUUAUAAAAUACCAUAGUGUAAAUAAACGGUAAUUAAUAAGGCUAUCGCUUAUCGUUAAUUCUGUAAAUUAAAGAUAAUUUGUUGUUAGUGUAUUAUUGACCAGGAAAGUGAAAUGAAUGAGAGAAGGACAAAAUGCUCGAGCGCGAGUGUAGGAUUGUUGAUGUUAUUGUUGGUUUUUACUGUGCAGUUGGAGUGUAAAAAACUAGGGGGCAGAACAUGGAGCAGCCGUCCCGCCUCCCGACCCUCGACCCAUUACAGACCAUCCCCUCCCAGUCGGCCAGUGAGUCAUCCAUCGCCAGCCAGUCUCAGCUAUCCGAUCAGCCGUCCAUCACCAAGCCCCAAAUCGCCUUCUGGCCAAGUAUCCAGACCAAUCGGUCUCGGUGGUUUACCAUCACCUAGUCACGGACUCGGAUCGGGCAGUACCAAUACUGCACAAAAGCCAAUCGGAUUCGAAAAGAUUAGUCCGGUAGGCUCUUCCGCCGGACCUAAAGGCCCUCCUUCAGCACCCAACUUCGGCUUCGGUGCGGGUGGAUCCAGCCCUGGCAAAUUGGGAUUUGAAAACGUUAAACCCGUCGGAUCUGCGGCAACUGGCGGACACAAGACUGGAUCUGGACAUCCCGGUACAGGCACUGGAUCUGGACAUCCCGGUACGGGCACAGGAUCCGGACAUCCGAGUACAGGAACUGGUUCUCACGGAAGCGGCAGUAGUGGAGGAAGUAGUUCUGGCAACGCGCCUAAUUACGGAUGGAAUCUCAAUCAGCGGCAAGGAAGUCCAGGGAACACGAAGCCAAGCGCUCCCUCUGAACACUCGGUAAAUAGUAAACCGUUAGGAAACGCUAAUUCGGGAGGGCACCCUUCAGCGCCCGUGGGACCUCCUACCAACGUGAAACCUGUUGGGAAUGCUCCACCUCCAGGAGCUCCAUAUCAAGUACAUCCUCCACCAUAUAAUCCACACAAUCCUGGUGUGCCGCCGCCAUCCUACCAUCCCACCCACAAUGCAGCAGGUUAUGGGGCACCACCUGCCUAUUCCGGAUACGGACCUCCAGCGUAUCCAGGAUAUGGACAACAUGGUUAUCCCGGAGGAUACCAUCCUCAAGGAGGAGCCUAUGGUUAUGGCGCUGCUCCGGGUGGCAUCACGAACGUGAACAUUAACAACAUCAACACCAACACUCACUAUGGAGGAGGAGGAGGAUUUGGAGGCGGGUUCGGAGGGUUCGGUGGUUACUCUUACCCCAGUUACUCUUACACCUCCAGGGAAGUCGGGAGUGGAGCUUUGGGAUUCUUUUUGGGGUAUUCUUUGGCUAAAUUGACCACUCCAACGUUUCACUAUAGCGCGGGAUCUUAUAGCGGUUAUACGCCCAGAUACGAUCACUACGAAGUCCACCACUACUACCACAACCGCGACUCGGUGCCACCCCAAAGAACCAUCGAACCCAACGCGAUCGUCGGCUGUAUCGGCGACAGUGGCACCAUCUGUCCCGCAGGUACCACUUCCUUAUGCACCAACAACGGCGCCAUCUUGUGCGUGGCCAGCGCCACCUCGACAGUGCCAUGCAGUGACGUCAAAGGAGCCAAUUGCGUCCAAACCAUCGUGCCAUGCGUCAACGGUACCGGUGACUGUAAUCCGGGCGAAAAUAAAACCGUCACGAUACCGUGUAUAUCGAAAGCGGAGGUCCCGGGGAAUAUCACUUAUGUGAACAACACGAUUAUCACGGUGAAUACCACGAUUAUAAAUAAUAAUUUUAAUGGGACCAGUGUGAAUAGUACGUCGGUGACCAAUGGUACUACUACUACGGAGUUACCUGUCACGACAUUGUUGCCGAACGUUACGUCUGAUGGUGCAGCGAGGUCGAAACGUGAGGCGGCCACUCACGUGAAUGAGUUUUGCGUUACUAUAUUGGCGUUGCCUGCUGAACGGAAACCUUCGGAGCAGGAACAGUUGGUGGAUAGGAGUACGGAUAUUUUUGCUAAGUUUUUAGUUAGGGCACUAGGGGUUAAUUGAUUGGAUAAUUAGCUUCUUUUUCUUGCCAAAAGGUGAUUUUUAUAUAGAUGACAUAUUUUUUAUAAUAUAAUACUCGUUUUUAAUGAUGUGAUAUUUGUAAGUUAUAUAUGCACUAUAGCUUGUGUUAAUAAAAUACUAAGUUUUU
Anthonomus grandis grandis is the source of this 2249-nucleotide messenger RNA. Its product is annotated as translation initiation factor IF-2-like. The transcript is spliced from 6 exons. NCBI's taxonomy places the organism in Eukaryota, Metazoa, Arthropoda, Insecta, Coleoptera, Curculionidae. Bases 215 to 2104 code for a protein of 629 amino acids. The record is from RefSeq and is a predicted model, not a curated record.